AUAGCAGCCAGUUACUGAGAACAACUUUAAAGCUGCGGAUGGAGAGGGUACGUGACUGGCUGCUGUUGACAGGUUUGCUGAACACCGUGUGCGCUCAGUUCCCCCGCGAGUGCGUGAGCCCAGAGGUGCUGAGGAGUGGCGAGUGCUGCCCGGCGCCGAGCGGCGCGCCGGGAGAUCGCUGUGGAUCCAGCCGGGGCCGGGGGGUGUGUGCAGACGUACAGGUCGACCUGGCAGCGCACGGCCCCCAGUACCCACACGACGGCGUCGACGAGCGCGAACGCUGGCCGCUCCGCUUUUUCAACCGUAGUUGCCGCUGUGCGGCUAACUUUGGCGGACCCGACUGUAGUAGCUGCCGCUUCGGCUGGACUGGCUCUGACUGUGGCCAGCCUCUGCGGAUCCUCCGCCAGAAUGUGCUGAGCUUGAGCCCAGAUGAGAGGGCCAGGCUGGUGUCGGCUCUGCAUAGGGCAAAGCUCACCCCUCACCCCGAGCUGGUAGUGGCUACCCGCCGCCGGCCCGAGCUGCUGGGCGCCGACGGCAACAGUCCACAAUUCGACAACAUCUCCAUCUACAAUCUCUUCGUCUGGACCCACUAUUACUCGGUAAGCAAGACCUAUCUGGGCGCCGGACGCACCUUUGGCGACGUCGAUUUCUCCCACGAGGGGCCCGCCUUCCUCACCUGGCACCGUUACCACUUACUGCAGCUGGAGCGAGACAUGCAGGUUAUGUUGGGAGAUCCGAACUUUGCUCUUCCAUACUGGAAUUUUGCUACUGGAAGAAACACCUGUGACAUCUGUACAGAUGACUUAAUGGGAGCCCGAAGCAACUUUGACCCUAAUCUUAUAAGUUCUAACUCUGUCUUCUCCCUGUGGCGUAAUCUGUGUGAAAGUUUAGAAGAUUAUGAUACAUUGGGAACUAUUUGCAAUGGCACUGAAGGUGGCCCAAUUCGCCGGAAUCCAGGUGGGAAUGUUGCCAGACCACUGGUGCAACGUCUACCCAAUUCCCAGGAUAUAGCACAAUGUUUAGACAUAUCAACUUAUGACACACCGCCUUUCUACUCCAAUUCAACUGAGAGUUUCCGAAAUUCAGUUGAAGGUUAUAGUGACCCUUCAGGAACAUACAAUCCAGCAGUUCGCAGUUUGCAUAAUCUGGCACAUUUGUUUCUUAAUGGAACCGGUGGACAAACUCACCUGUCCCCAAAUGACCCAAUCUUUGUGUUAUUGCAUACAUUUACUGAUGCAAUAUUUGAUGAGUGGUUGAAGAGAAGCAAAGCAGAUAUAUCCAUCUUUCCGGUUGAACUUGCUCCCAUCGGCCAUAAUGGAGCAUACAAUAUGGUUCCUUUCUGGCCUCCUGUUACAAAUCUGGAAAUGUUUGUGCCAGCAUCUGAAUACCUUGGUUACAGCUACGAAGUUGAAUGGCCAAAUCAGCCCCUCUCAUUGUUGGAGAUGAUUACGGUGGGGAUUCUGGCAGCUCUGGUACUGAUUGCUGUAGUUUAUACCCUCUCGACCAUCGUUUUACGCAAGAUGAGGAGAAAGCCGGCUGCCAGUGAACUGAAUGAACCUCUCUUAGAUACUCCACAGCAGCACUACUCACAUAAUAAUGAAUCAACCAUACUCCAAAAUGUAGCUUAAUCUACUACUAUGAUUGCACCUUUUGGUUUUAUUUGUCAUAUUUUUGAAAGGCUAAUGACAUGCUGCUAGCAAAACAGAAUGGCUUCCUGUUCAUACAUCACACGAGAUGUUAUCCAUGGAAUUUAUAUGCUGCCCUUGUAAUCAGUGAAAUAAUCCACUCAGUAUUGUAAUGAAAAUCUUUCUGCUGUUUUUGAAAGCCUUUCAAUAAAAUUUCAAAUUGAGGAACGUUGGAGAUAAUUUGUAAGCCUUGUUUAGUUAAGUAAGAAUGAUGACAUUUAUACUGAUGUAAAUUGUAUCUUUAAUAAACUACAUUACUGGCCUUAUGGUUAACUCAGUAAUGUGACCAUUGUUCAAAAUAAUAUUGAGUCAAAGAGAGUGAGAGCCUGAGAUUCAAAAUUGAGCCAAUAGUUCAUCUACAGCUUUUCAUACUCCGACCCUUCAAAAGCUAGGUUUGUUAAAAGUAGGACUAGAGUGUUCAACCUUUCAAAUCUGCAUGUCAUUCAAGGCAAUCGUUGCUGAUCAUCCAAAUAAAUAUCACAUUCCCAGUCACAAACAAGAGAAAAUUCUCAGAUGCUGGAAAUCCAAGCAAAACACACACAAAAUACUGGAGGAACUCGGCAGGCCAGGCUGCAUCUAUGGAAAAAAAGAGUAUGGCUGAUGUUUUGGGCCGAGACCCUUCAGCAGAACUGGGAAAAAAAAAUUAGUAGAUUUAAAAGGUGGGGGAGAGUAGAAAGAAACACAAGGUGAUAGAUGAAACUGGGAGGGGUGGGAUGAAGUAAAGAGCUGGGAAGUUGAUUGGUGAAAGAGAUUCAGGGCUGGAGAA
Mobula hypostoma (lesser devil ray) is the source of this 2451-nucleotide messenger RNA. Its product is annotated as 5,6-dihydroxyindole-2-carboxylic acid oxidase-like. Gene Ontology annotation, cellular component: melanosome. Lineage: Eukaryota; Metazoa; Chordata; Chondrichthyes; Myliobatiformes; Myliobatidae. Bases 39 to 1628 code for a protein of 529 amino acids. Gene Ontology annotation, biological process: melanosome organization; melanocyte differentiation. The transcript has 6 exons. The record is from RefSeq and is a predicted model, not a curated record. Gene Ontology annotation, molecular function: oxidoreductase activity.